Messenger RNA from Lycium barbarum (goji berry), 2269 nucleotides. Its product is annotated as protein DETOXIFICATION 27-like. Gene Ontology annotation, biological process: xenobiotic detoxification by transmembrane export across the plasma membrane. Gene Ontology annotation, cellular component: membrane. Gene Ontology annotation, molecular function: antiporter activity; xenobiotic transmembrane transporter activity. Lineage: Eukaryota; Viridiplantae; Streptophyta; Magnoliopsida; Solanales; Solanaceae. The record is from RefSeq and is a predicted model, not a curated record. The transcript has 8 exons. Bases 285 to 1730 code for a protein of 481 amino acids.
UAUUUUUCCCCUCAAAUAAUUUUUUACCCACUAAAUUUGAACCAUUUCUCGUAGUUUAGGGAUAAAGUAACAUUUUUCAUCUCUUUUUAAUUAAUGUGUAAUUAUUGUGGAGAAGGGUGCCUGUUCCAAAUAUUUCAUAAUUUUCCCCAAUUUCUAUUUUAUUAUUCUAUUCAUUUUCCCAAUCUAAGCUUGUACUAAUUUUAUAUUUUUCUGUCAAAUUGUCGUCUUUCUCAAGUCUCAACUUCCGAUCUACAGUAUUGUUUUAGUCCGACAAUAUCGUAAAGAUGCUGCAACUCAAUAGAAGAAUGAACUCAACCAUAGCAAAUGAGCCCCUUUUACACACAAACACAACAGUCUUGGAGGAAAAUCACUUCAAAGACAGAGUAGAGGAAGAAUCAAAAGCAGAUAAUUUAGUGAAACUCACAUUUCAAGAAUCAAACAAGAUAUGGGAAAUUGCUGGACCUUCCAUUUUCAGCCGACUGGCAAUGUUCUCUCUAACUGUCAUCACUCAGUCCUUUGCUGGUCACUUGGGUACCCGUGACCUGGCUGCCAUUUCCAUUGCCACCACUCUCUUCAUCUCCAUUACUUUCGGAUUCUUGCUGGGAAUGGCAAGUGCUCUGGAGACACUGUGUGGACAGGCUUAUGGGGCGAAGCAAUACCCCUUGUUGGGUGUAUACUUGCAGCGUUCUUGGGUCGUAUUGUUCUUCAGCUCUCUAGUACUAUUGCCUCUUUUUGUAUUUGCUGAGUCUAUAUUGGUGCUUCUGGGGCAGCCAGAAGAAGUGGCUAAAUUGACUGGAAAGGUUGCAAUUUGGCUGAUCCCUAUGCACUUGAGCUUUCCUUUUCAAUUUACCUUGUUAAGGUUCCUGCAGUGCCAGCUAAAAACAUCAGUAAUUGCUUGGGUAUCUGGUGGUACACUUGCUCUUCAUAUGGUUUUAUGUUGGAUUUUUCUUUAUAAAUUGGGAUUUGGAAUUGUUGGGACUGCCCUCAUUCUUGAUUUCUCUUGGUGGAUUUCUGUGUUGGGCUUUUUCGCUUACAUUGUUUCUGGUGGGUGCCCUCAUUCUUGGACUGGUUUCUCGACGCAAGCGUUUGUUGGUCUUUGGGAUUUCCUUAAACUUGCUGUGGCUUCUAGGGUGAUGCUACUGUUGGAGAAUAUUUAUUUUAGAGUGCUAGUUAUCGUGUCUGGGCACAUGAACAAUACUGAGGUUGCAGUUGAUGCGCUCUCUAUCUGUAUUACCAUCAUCGGGUGGGAAUCCAUGAUUCCACUUGGACUUUUGGCAGCAACAGGGGUACGCGUCGCAAAUGAACUUGGAGCUGGAAAUGGAAACCGUGCGAAGUUUGCCACAAAAGUUGCAUUGUUGAACACUUUAGCAUUGGGAAUUUUGUUUUGGUUAAUUGUUACGGUCUUUCCUGAUAAGCUUUCUAUGAUCUUCACCUCAAGCACUCCUGUCAUCAAAAUGGUGGGUGGAUUUGCAUUCUUGUUGGCAACCACAAUCCUUUGUAAUUGUGUUCAACCAGUUCUUUCAGGCGUAGCAGUUGGAUCUGGUUGGCAGGCACAUGUGGCAUAUGUCAACUUAGGCAGCUAUUAUUUAGUAGGAGUUCCCCUCGGUAUCUAUUUUGGAUGGUCACUAAACUUUGGGUUACCGGGCUUAUGGUACGGUAUGAUCAUGGGGACAGUAGUUCAAACCUUGAUUUUAGCGAUUAUGACCAUCAGAUGUCAAUGGACCAUAUAAAGAGGCUCAUUACCAGAGAGUCUCACAGGCAAGCGAAAAAUUUGGGAUCUGCUUAUGUGGGAAGAUUUAUGCUAUUUGUUGAUGUAACAUUUGUGUCGUAUAGUAUCUUUGUUCCAGUUGCGUUUGUUUUGUUUUCUUUCUUCGUUUAAUCAUUCCAUAUCUAAAGCUUACUGAUCAGACUAAUCUAGAUUCUCGUCGAAUAGGUCCAAAUUCUCCGUACAGAGACAGUAACUCUAAUUAGAUGGAGCUAGAUGCUUAUUAUCAUGUGAACUCUGCAGCAGCCCAACGAUGCUCAUACUAUUUUUUUCCUCUGUUCUUUCUUGGAUAAAGGAAUGUGGCAUAGGAAUGAAUCAAAAGAACAGAGGAUUAGCUCCACUUUUUCAGUAUUUAAUGUAUUCAGAGAUUCAGAAUUCAAUUUUUUUGUAUUUUUGUACAACUUCUGGUUUAGUUAUGACGUCCAUCUGUGAAAGGAAUUGUGAUCUCUUCUUAGAGAAUCAGAACUAAAUGAAUGAGACAAAUGGUUGGUAGUUGAUUCUUUA